Cuculus canorus (common cuckoo) is the source of this 2547-nucleotide messenger RNA. It is a transcript of the gene B4GALT2, whose product is annotated as beta-1,4-galactosyltransferase 2. The transcript has 7 exons. Lineage: Eukaryota; Metazoa; Chordata; Aves; Cuculiformes; Cuculidae. Gene Ontology annotation, molecular function: glycosyltransferase activity. Gene Ontology annotation, biological process: carbohydrate metabolic process. The record is from RefSeq and is a predicted model, not a curated record. The coding region runs from base 254 to 1375 and encodes 373 amino acids.
CGGUGCGGCGGGGGCGGAGCCGGCGUGCGGGCGCGGCCCCGUCUCCCUGCGGCGCUCGGCGGCCCGGCCGGCAGGGCCCCCGCAGCCCCGGGCAUGGGAGCCCGCGGGCCCGCGGCCGAGCCUGCAGGAGGGACAGGAGGGAGAGGAAGAGGAGGCGGCGGGGGCCGCUGACCGGGGCCGCGGAUCGGGACCGUGGCUGGAGCCGCCCCCCUGCCCCGCUGAGCGCACAUGUCCACCUGCCCGUGCCCGGAAGAUGACCAGGCUGCUCUUGGGGGUGACCCUGGAAAGGAUUUGCAAGGCUGUGCUGCUACUCUGCCUGCUCCACUUCGUCAUCAUUAUGAUACUCUACUUCGAUGUCUACGCGCAGCACCUGGACUUCUUCAGCCGCUUCAACGCCAGGAACGCCUCGCAUGCUCACCCCUUCUCCAACUCCUCCCGCCUCAACAGCACCAUCCCCAGCUACGGGCUAGCUGGUGCUGAGGCUCCAUCCCCCAGCGCCAAGCCCAGCGCCAACCAGUCCACGACUGAGAAACCCUUGCAGCCCUGCCAGGAGAUGCCUUCUGGCUUAGUUGGGCGCCUGCUCAUUGAGUUCAGCUCUCCUAUGAGCAUGGAACGUGUCCAGCGGGAGAACCCUGACGUACGCCAGGGCGGCAAGUACACCCCCCCAGACUGCCUGCCCAGGCAGAAGGUGGCCAUCCUCAUCCCCUUCCGGCAUCGUGAACACCACCUCAAGUAUUGGCUGCAUUACCUGCACCCCAUCCUGCGCCGGCAGAAGGUGGCUUACGGCAUCUACAUUAUCAACCAGUAUGGCGAGGACACCUUCAACCGGGCCAAGCUGCUCAAUGUGGGGUUUCUGGAGGCCCUCAAGGACGAUGAGGAGUAUGACUGCUUCAUCUUCAGCGACGUGGACCUCAUCCCCAUGGACGACCGCAACCUCUAUCGCUGCUAUGAGCAGCCACGGCACUUUGCCGUUGGCAUGGACAAGUUUGGGUUCAGGCUACCCUACGCCGGCUACUUUGGUGGCGUCUCUGGGCUGAGCAAGACCCAGUUCCUGAAGAUCAACGGUUUUCCCAACGAGUACUGGGGCUGGGGAGGAGAGGACGAUGACAUCUUUAACCGGAUCUCCCUGAAUGGCAUGAAGGUGUCAAGGCCCGACAUCCGCAUCGGGAGAUACCGCAUGAUCAAGCAUGAACGUGACAAACACAAUGAGCCCAACCCGCAGAGAUUCACCAAGAUCCAAAACACCAAAAUGACAAUGAAGCGGGAUGGCAUCAGCUCGCUGCAGUACCGGCUGGUGGAGGUUUCAUGCCAGCCCAUGUAUACCAACAUCACAGUGGAGAUCGGCAGGCCGCCCCCACGCCUGGCCCGGGGCUAGUGCUUGCCCUGCUGGCAGAGCCACUGGGAGCUCACUCUGUGCCCGGGCUGGCUGGGCACGAUGAGUUUUGCCUGGGCACGAUAGGCUUUGCCCCAGCUCAAGAGCCAGGACUGGACCAGGGAUGUUUUUCUGCCUAUUCUGCUGCCUUUUGGAGACAGCCACCCCCCAGCCUGCCCUGCGGUCCCCAGAUUUUCUCUGUCCCCCUGUCCCCACGAGUGUGUUUGCAGGACCCCCGCUCCAUACUCGAUGUGUUGGUGGAUGAGCCCAGACGCCCUGCCUGUGGCUCCUGGCACGGAGAGGGGGGGCAGCCCUAGCCCUGGCGAGGAGCCCCCUGCCCACACCAGCUCCUGCCUGCUUGGGGAGGGUGAGAUCCCACUGCUCCAGGAGAGCUUGGGGGGUCCCCAUGGGCGCUGUGAGAAGUGGGGUGCAGGCUUCCCCCUUUGCCAGUGCCUGAGCUGCUGCUGCCCUGGCUGGGGGUGGGAGCAGCCUGGGCCCCUCUGAGGCAGGACAGUGCUGCCCCAGCCAGGCACUGCCUGUGCUGCGAGGAACACAGACAUGAUUCUCUGUCUUCCUCUGCUUUAGUCUGGUGCUUAGAGCCGGGCCCUGUCUCAGCUCUGCCAAACAGAGACCUCUAGUUAAUGAACGUCCCUUGCUGUGCCUCAGUUUCCCCGGGGCUGAGAGGUGGCAGCUGUAUCCUGCCCCCCCUCCCCAAAGGCAGAUGCUGUGUCCAUGCAGCCCCUUCCUGUGCCUGCCCUCACCUGCCUUCCCCACUGUGGAGGGGUUGGACCUUAUUUGAACCCCCCAGUCCCUCUUGGCAGGUGUGGCGCGGAGUUGGGGCUACCCCAUGGCUCCCUCAAGCAGCAGGUACCCCCCCCCCCAGGGCAGUUUGGGAGCCACUGCCAGGGGGGAUCUCACCCUUCUCUGGCUUCCCCCCACCUCCAGGCCUGGGGCAGGGAGGCUGUGGGCAGGACAGGCAGGGACCAAGCAGGGUGGGCACCCCAUGCCCCUCUGGGGCUGGGAGCCCAGCAUCCCCACACCCUAUGCGGGGCAGGGAGCAGUGGGGCUGGGAGUGGGGGGCAGCACACUGGUGUGUGUGUGGGGGCACCAGUGACUUUUGUACAUUUGAAUGUCUGAACCCUUUUUUUGAGCGUUACGUUGAAUGCAGAGUUUGG